AUGUCACCAAAAACCAUUGUUGUUACUUCCUCACAACAGUUGGAAAGAUCUCCACCCAAAACCUCAACUCCUCGUGAUUCCUCACAAAAGGAACAUGUUGUAAGCACAGGGGCACCUCAAUAUGAAGUAUUACCCUCACUUGAGAGUAUGCUUAACAGCCUCUCUCCCUGGGCAAAUUCUCUUUCAACACCACUCUCCAUAUCUCCAAUUCCACCAUCCAUUAUACCUUUGUUUGAUGCCAUUGAAAUUCAGACACAAAGCAGCCCCUCUCACCAACACAUUACUGAGAGUACAACUUCUACAUUGGCUGUGUCUGAACCAAUUCAAUUGGUUAACCCACAAACAACUGAGGAGGCUACACCACUAGAAUUUCAUGAAAUUCUUGCAGGUAGUUCAAGUGGAACAGCUACUACAGAUGUUGGAUCCACUGAUCUACAUCUGGACACUAGUUUCAUCAAUAAGAAUCCCUUGAAGGCAACCACUGCUGAAGCUACCAAGGUGUCCACUGGUGAGAUUUCUAAGGUAACUACUGCAGAGGGAAGUCCUCGGUACCGAGAAAAAGGGGCAUCUGUUGAUGAAAAUUUGGAGACUCCUCCUGUUUCAACAGCAGAUACAACAACCACUGGUGGGAAAUUAGAUGAUCCCAUUAAGUUGGGUGAUGAUUUAAAAUAUCAGGAUUUGACGGAGAGGCUUUCCACAAUUGAAACCACUAUUGCCACAAUGAAUGAUUCAAUCAGUUUUUUGGUGGAAGCUUCCAAAAGUCAGUCAACACGUCAACAGUACUCUCAAGAGCUUUGGAAUGAUGUCCAACCUAUUCUUGUUGCUCAAAGAGAACUGCUUGCUGCUCAACAUAAAACAGAAAUGGAUUUUGUAAGGGUUAUGGUUGAUGCAAGAUAUAAGGAUACACAGGCUGAUAUCAGGGGAAUCAAAGAAGCCCUGGUAAAAUUGACUGGCACUACCCCUGCUCCUGUCUUUGAAAAAGAAGAUGAUGAUGCCAAAAAGGGGGAGAAACAUAACAUGAAAAACUUUGGUAAGCCAACACCAAGACAAAAGCCAUGGCCAACAAAGAAGUCUUCUGCAACUUCUGCUGAAACAUCUGUCAAAGAUAAGGAAAAGGGAAUUGAUGAAACCCUGAACAUUCUAGCAGAUGAAGAAAUUGUAAAUAAAAAGACUAUACAAAAUCAGAAUGAAACAAAGGAGAGGAUCUGGAAAAAGGAACAAAAGGAGUUGAAAGAGUGGGAAAUAAAGACAAAGGAUCUUGGUACUUCAAAAAGCAAGAAAUCAUUAAAACACAACAAACCUCCACUUGCCAUAUUUUCUAAACCACAACCGCAAAAACAAACACCUAAAAAGCCAACCACUGCUGGUACAGAAAAGCCAUCCACUGCUACACCUAAACCAACACCUUCACCACAAAAACCACCUGCCAAAAAGCUGAAAACAAAACCUUCAUCACCAUUACCAUCCUCUAAUGCAACAGAUGUUGAUGCUACAUGA
Molecule: messenger RNA, 1497 nt
Organism: Helianthus annuus (common sunflower)
Lineage: Eukaryota; Viridiplantae; Streptophyta; Magnoliopsida; Asterales; Asteraceae
Exons: 1
Coding region: 1-1497 (498 amino acids)
Source: RefSeq, a predicted model, not a curated record